GGUUUGUUACAUUAGUCAAAGAGGUAUGUUGGACUGUUUCGUCUCUUGUAUCCUACCCAAACCCAGACCCAGACCCAGACCCAGCCUUCUCGGCAGAUUAUCACCUUUCUUCAUUCGCAUAUAUAUCGUCGGUCCUGCGGAUGAGUCCUCUAGUCCAUUCCAUCUUACCACGCCUUGGCCAAUCAUGUUGCUUUUCUGUGACAUUAUACGUAGGAUGGUACCCCGACUAGGAACACCCUUCACACAUGUGAUUGUGGAACAUGCAUGCACUUUGAUCGACUUGCCAUGCCUUGGGUCCUUAGGUUAAUGGUCUACUUAUAAGUCCAUAUACUUUAGACCCUUCUCGCAUACUCGACUCUCUUAAGAUGACUUAUAUCUCUACAUUUCUAUCUCCCUUCUCAUACCUUACUCCUGGUUCCCUAUAUGACAUGCCAUUUCUUUACCUACAGUACUAAGGUCAACCCAAGUGUGAUGCCACCCUACUGUCUACAAGAUUGUCAUUACUUUUACCGCACAGCUCUACGCGGCUUAAACAUCAGCACCUGUGUCUCGCCUUUGUUCACUUAACAUACCAACAGUAGACUAACGAGAUGCCCACCCAAGUUCGCAUUUUUGCUAUGCCAAAGUCUCUUGGCGAGACUCUCAGUGCUAGUUCAGCAACCAUACCGUCAUCAACUCCGGCAUAUACUAGCGAAAAGCCACCAAGUCCCGAGCCAAGGGGUCGAGUCCCACUGAUGGAGACGAUUCCGGAAAAGCCUAAGGAUGGCGGCAUCACAUUUGCUAGCCAGGAUAGUUUGCCUAAACUGCCCAUACCAGAGUUGGAACAUACGUGCAAGAAGUACUUGGCUGCCCUGAAACCGCUACAAGGUCCUAGGGAGCAUGCCGAGACUAAGCUUGCUGUCCAGGAUUUCCUCAAGAGAGAUGGACCUGGCCUUCAGAAGAAGUUACAAGAAUAUGCUGUUGGAAAAACAAGUUAUAUAGAACAGUUUUGGUACGAUUCAUAUCUGAAUUACGAUAAUCCCGUUGUACUUAACUUGAACCCAUUUUUCUUAUUAGAAGAUGACCCAACGCCGGCAAGAAACAAUCAGGUCACUCGUGCGGCGUCUCUCGUUGUAUCGGCUUUGGAAUUUGUGCGGGCAGUGCGCCGAGAAGAAUUACCCCCCGACACAGUCAAGGGCACUCCCCUAGAUAUGUACCAAUACUCCCGACUUUUUGGUACUGCCCGCGUGCCGACAGAAAAUGGGUGCCAAAUCGAGCAGGACCCCGAGUCUAAGCAUAUUGUUGCUUUAUGCCAUGGUCAAUUUUACUGGUUCGACGUACUAGACGAUAAUUCGGAUCUUAUCAUGAGCGAAAAGGAUAUUUCAAUAAACCUUCAGACCAUAAUAGACGACGCAACGCAAACACCGAUCCAAGAAGCUGCCAAGGGAGCCCUUGGUAUCCUUAGCACGGAGAACCGAAAGACUUGGUCGGGGCUUAGAGAUGUUCUUACAAAGGAGCAAGGAUCCAACAACGCCGACUCCCUCGGCAUCGUCGACUCGGCUUUAUUCGUGCUCUGCUUAGACUAUACGGAACCAGCUACCGCGCCUGCAUUGUGUCAGAACAUGCUGUGCGGCACGAACGAAGUGGUUAAGGGGAUACAAAUCGGUACCUGCAUAAAUAGAUGGUACGACAAACUGCAGAUUAUUGUAUGCAAGAACGGAAGCGCGGGAAUCAACUUUGAGCAUACCGGAGUGGAUGGCCAUACGGUACUUCGAUUCGCUAGCGACCUCUAUACCGAUACGAUUCUACGAUUUGCAAGAACUAUCAAUGGCCAAGCUCCCAGUCUUUGGAAAACAGCAAGUCCGGACCCAUCGAAGCGUGACCCGGAGAGUUUCGGAGAAGUCACCACGACACCUCACAAGUUAGAAUGGGACAUGUCGCCUGAGCUCAAUAUCGCCGUUCGAUUUGCCGAAACGCGGCUCGCGGACCUUAUCAGCCAGAACGAAUUCGAGUGUCUAGACUUCAGCGGCUACGGCAAGAAUUAUAUCACGUCAGCAGGUUUCUCGCCGGAUGCCUUUGUUCAGAUGGCCUUCCAGGCAGCUUACUAUGGACUGUACGGGAGGAUCGAAUGCACAUAUGAGCCUGCCAUGACCAAGGCUUUCCUCCACGGAAGAACCGAAGCUAUCCGGACUGUGUCGGAAGAGUCGGUAAACUUUUGUCAGACGUUUUGGGCGGAUAACCCGGCGGAGGCGAAGGCAGAAGCCCUCCGCAAAGCGUGCCAGCAGCACGUUAGUAGCACCCGGGAAUGCUCUAAGGGAAAAGGCUGUGACCGGCACCUAUACGCUUUGUUUUCUGUAUGGCAACGCUAUCUGGACGACGAGAACAGUCGUUCACCUAGCAGCACGGGGUACACAAGCUCUUUCGAGAAUGGCUCGGAGCAGGGGUCUGUGGUGGGCAGCCCCGGCAAAGACUCCAAUUUUUCGAUGAGCGAAGAGGUAAGAUCACGCCAACGCGGAGACAGCACGACCUCACGAUGCCCAGAAAACCAGGUUCCCGCCAUAUUUGCGGACAGCGGCUGGGAUAAGCUGAACAACACCAUCCUCUCGACGUCCAACUGCGGCAACCCUUCGCUGCGCCAGUUCGGGUUCGGCCCCACCUCGGGCGGCGGCUUCGGCAUCGGCUACAUCAUCAAGGACGAGGGCAUCAACAUCUGUGUGUCUAGCAAGCACCGCCAGACCAAGCGCUUCCUCGACACUCUCGAGAGCUACCUCCUCGAGAUCCGCCGCAUACUGAGGAUCACCAACCGCAAGUCCACGAGCUCGAAGCAGACGCGCGCGAGAGAGAUCGACCCCGAUAAGCCUAAGACGUCGCACCGCCCCAAGGCCCGCGGCCGCAUGAUCACGGGUACUGAGAGCCUCCGUGCCCAGGCGAGGUCGUCGACUGGCACAAGGUCCCCGACCGAGGAGAGUCUUGUGAUGAGCGAGGAUGACGAGCUUGGAGGGUACGGCUUCUUCGACGCCGGAAUGCUGCUCCAGGCGCUCAAAGCACGUGGCCAGGCACUCGACUCGCAGGGGGAAACGAAGGCGUCUGAACGAGCAGCGGCGAGCGCGAGGAGGAGGGAGAUUGGGAAGAAGUUGAGGCUUGUCGAGUAUUGAAACGGUGAAAAGUUGGGUAUGCCAUUUUAAGAGAUAAAAGGGGGAUAGUUCUGGGGAGAUGUAUCGGGAGGUUGAUUGAUUGAUUGAUUGAUUGGCUAUUAUCUAUGCGCUGCUAGGUGUUAUGUAGGUCUGUUUAGCGGGAGCAUGAUACCUCGGCAGGUAGGUGCUUGAUCUAUCGAGUAUUCGAAUACCUACCUUUUUGGAGGAUUUUGCAUGUGUAAGAUCUUGUUGUUUCUUGUCGUUCAAUACCUAUGUUUAUAUUUACUUGAGUACAUACCUAUAUUCUAUUCUAAGUAUCACCACAAUGCCAUGUUCUUUGCUAUCAA
This is a messenger RNA of Hypoxylon fragiforme, 3460 nucleotides long. Its product is annotated as choline/Carnitine O-acyltransferase. The record is from RefSeq and is a predicted model, not a curated record. Gene Ontology annotation, molecular function: carnitine O-acetyltransferase activity. Gene Ontology annotation, biological process: carnitine metabolic process. Lineage: Eukaryota; Fungi; Ascomycota; Sordariomycetes; Xylariales; Hypoxylaceae. Bases 591 to 3134 code for a protein of 847 amino acids. Gene Ontology annotation, cellular component: mitochondrion. The transcript is spliced from 3 exons.